This is a messenger RNA of Aphanomyces invadans, 1644 nucleotides long. RefSeq lists its product as hypothetical. The transcript is spliced from 5 exons. The record is from RefSeq and is a predicted model, not a curated record. Bases 466 to 1245 code for a protein of 259 amino acids. NCBI's taxonomy places the organism in Eukaryota, Oomycota, Saprolegniomycetes, Saprolegniales, Verrucalvaceae.
CUUCCACCGCAACUCCGAGACAACUCCAGAGCCAAAGGAACUCGAGCGCAUGCAGAUGCCAACAGCGAGGGGGAUUCACCUCCAUACAUACGCGUACGCGUUGGCCCUGUCGUCAUGCACAGCUCCUUCAACCUCUGCUGGCGGGUGCGUCCAUGGUAGGCUGAGGUGCCACCUGCCACAACGAUCGUCGCAAUGUUCGCGAAAGUUGGCGCACUUCCUGCUUCAGCCCUCUACCCAACGUGUACCUGCCACCGCUCCACUACCAGGCUAUUCUAGUCCUGAAUGACGCAGCGGAUGGCGCUGGUUCCCGUCCACGAUGUGUCGUCGGAGGCACGCAGGGCGAGACCAUUUAUUGUCACCUGGGCUACACUGUACAAAUGAAUGUUCACCGCAUAAUGUUUCACAGUAUUGAAACCAUUGGCAUUGACAUGGCAUAGAAAUUGCCCCCAAGUCCCGCCACCAGCCAUGAAGAAGAGCGUGUUCCUCGCGUACGCAGAAGACUCGGACGAAGAUGACGCGGUGGUGUCCCAUCGCCAGGACGACAAAUCUGCCAAGAGCAGCAAGCAGAAGCAGAAGCAAAAGGCCAAGAAGCAGGAGGAAAAUGCGCUCAAGAGCUUGGCCAUGACGACGUCGUCAAAGAAGUCGAAGAAGAAGAAGAACCAAACCCAUUCAACUGUCGCUGUCGACACGGUGGAUGAGGUGGUUCAAGCGGUGGAACAAGUGUCUGUGGUAGAUGUACCUCCUUCUGCAGUCGUUGCUCCUGCGUCUUCAUAUGCCCGAGCAAGUGCUGCAUUGGGCACAAAGAAUGAGGCAGUCGGGUCGCCACAAUCGCCUUCGCCUGUACACGCGGCGCAGUCCUCGGCGCCUCCUCCACCGCCUCAAAAGCAACCGCAUACCAAGCAGCAACCUAAACCGUCGUCGACACCGCAGCGACGUCAGCCGACGUCAUCUCAAGUUCCGACACCUCCACAGGCGCAGCAACGUGACUUGCCAAAGAAGGACAAGUACAUUCCUCCUAGUUUGCGCAACUCAACUCCGGCGGUGCCGUCGCCACAGCCUUCACAGGAGCACCAAUGGACUUCACCCGAGCGAGUGGAUUCGCCGCCGCCGCGAUCUGGCCCUUCUUUGUCUGGAGUCACAUACGUGCCGGCUCAUAUUACAGUGAUCCUUCCAGGACAGGUACAGCAGACAUGCCACUCGCGUUCGGUCACGGCAACGUCUACGCUAGCCCGAUCAAGUGCUUGAAGUGGAGCAAGUGAUGGCGCGCGCGCAGUAUUUCAAGCAAACUGCCGAGUCGCUGGUCACUGUCAACCGAAAUGGCCAGGCGGAGAAUCGGCAGCUCCGCGAACACUUGGCCCAAGCUCUUGCGCGACUUGAGCAAGUACAACAUGAAAACCGCGUGCUGCAUCAACUCAACCUGAACUUGCAAACCGAAGUUGCGUCCCUCCGCAUUCCGGUGUUCAACCCCGACCCCCAAGCUGCUGCGGCCAUCCGUCCUCCUGGACUAUAGACUCCCUUCACUAGCAAGAAACGUCAACUUAUAGAGAGAACUCCCUUCUUCCUGACCAUUUCCGCCACCGCCGCCGUCCGCUGUCGUGUUGCUGUGCGGAUGCAUCCGGAUACCACCUUGUUUUUUAAUAUGCA